This is a messenger RNA of Cryptotermes secundus, 507 nucleotides long. RefSeq names its product loricrin-like. The transcript has 2 exons. Lineage: Eukaryota; Metazoa; Arthropoda; Insecta; Blattodea; Kalotermitidae. Bases 1 to 507 code for a protein of 168 amino acids. The record is from RefSeq and is a predicted model, not a curated record.
AUGACUGCUAAUCACGUGACACUGGAGCCGGAUAGGACAAGAAAACGGAAAGAGAAAUCGCUCUAUUCGUCAGGUGGGAAGGGAUUGAGCAGGAGCAAUUUGACAGGUCAGGCCAAGAGCUUAAUUCGCGACAACGGUGAUGCCGAUAUUGAUGGCGGUGGUUCUGCUGGUGGUGCUGAUGAUGCUGGUGGCGUUGUUGGUGAUGGUGGUGGUUGUGCUGGUGGUGGUGCUGUUGGUGUUGGUUGUGUUGGUGGUGUUGGUGUUGGUUGUGCUGGUGUUGGUUAUUGCUGCGCUGGAAGUAGUGUUGGCGAUGCUAGUGGUGGUGUUGGUUCUGGUGGUGGUGGUGAUGAUGGUUGUACUGGUAGUGAUAUUGGCGGUGUUGGUGGUGGUGCUGUUGACGGUGCUGGUGGUGAUGAUGGUUGUGCUGGUAGUGAUAUUGGCGCUGCUGCUGCUGGUGGUGGUAUUUCCACGUUUCUGCUUACUACGUAUUACAUAGUUAUGCCCUAG